Messenger RNA from Cheilinus undulatus (humphead wrasse), 2646 nucleotides. RefSeq names its product propionyl-CoA carboxylase subunit alpha (gene pcca). The transcript is spliced from 23 exons. Bases 53 to 2188 code for a protein of 711 amino acids. Gene Ontology annotation, molecular function: metal ion binding; ATP binding; propionyl-CoA carboxylase activity. NCBI's taxonomy places the organism in Eukaryota, Metazoa, Chordata, Actinopteri, Labriformes, Labridae. Gene Ontology annotation, cellular component: mitochondrion. The record is from RefSeq and is a predicted model, not a curated record.
ACUUAAACGUCAUUACGUCAGUGGCUUGGCUGAGCGUCACAAUCGAUCAAACAUGGCGGCGCACAGGCUCUCUCCAUCAGUGAACAGGCUGUUGUUUGUUGCAAAGAAUGUCUCUUUCCAAUCCAGAUGCAGCGCCCUGUGCAGCAAUGUCAAAUAUACUACUGUCAGUAAUUCUAAUGAAAAGACCUUUGAUAAGAUCCUCAUCGCCAACAGAGGAGAAAUUGCUUGCAGGGUGAUCAAGACUUGUAAGAAGAUGGGCAUCCAGACGGUAGCUGUUCACAGUGAUGUAGACUCCAGCGCUGUCCAUGUAAAAAUGGCUGAUGAGGCACUAUGUGUCGGCCCGGCCCCGACAAACAAGAGCUACCUGAACAUGGAUGCCAUCAUGGAAGCCAUUAGAGUUACUGGAGCACAAGCCGUUCAUCCUGGUUAUGGGUUUCUCUCUGAAAACAAAGAGUUUGCAAAGCGACUGGCAGCUGAAGAUGUGACGUUCAUUGGCCCAGACACUCAUGCUAUCCAGGCAAUGGGGGAUAAAAUUGAGAGCAAGCUAAUCGCUAAGGCUGCUAAGGUCAACACAAUCCCAGGAUUUGACGGAGUUGUGAAGACGGCUGAGGAUGCUGUAAAGAUUGCACAGGAAAUUGGCUAUCCUGUGAUGAUUAAAGCAUCUGCUGGAGGAGGUGGGAAAGGAAUGAGGAUUGCAUGGAAUGAUGAGGAGACGAGGGAAGGUUUCCGAUUUUCUUCCCUUGAGGCAGCUUCCAGCUUCGGAGAUGACAGGCUGCUUAUUGAGAAGUACAUAGACAACCCCAGGCAUAUAGAAAUACAGGUGCUGGCUGAUAAACACGGCAAUGCUCUGUGGUUAAAUGAGAGGGAGUGCUCCAUCCAGAGAAGGAACCAGAAGGUGGUUGAAGAAGCUCCAAGUACUUUUCUCGACCCAGAGACACGGCGGGCCAUGGGGGAGCAGGCGGUGCAGUUGGCCAAGGCUGUUCAGUACUCCUCUGCUGGCACUGUGGAGUUCCUGGUUGAUUCUCGGAAGAAUUUUUACUUUCUCGAGAUGAACACAAGGCUUCAGGUGGAACAUCCCAUUACAGAGUGCAUUACAGGCUUGGACCUGGUGGAGCAGAUGAUCCGGGUAGCCAAGGGUUACAGACUUCAACAUAAACAGGAGGAUAUCCCAAUAAAUGGCUGGGCCAUAGAAAGUCGUGUCUAUGCUGAGGAUCCUUACAAAUCUUUUGGUCUACCCUCCAUCGGACGGCUGUCUCAAUACCAAGAGCCAACUGACCUCAACAAUGUACGUGUAGAUAGCGGGAUCCAGGAGGGAAGUGACAUCAGUAUCUACUAUGAUCCCAUGAUCUCUAAGUUGGUUACCUAUGGAGCUACAAGAGCUGAGGCUCUUGCCAAGAUGGAGGAAGCCCUGGAUAGCUAUGUUAUUAGAGGUGUGACCCACAACAUCCCCCUCCUCAGAGAAAUCAUCACACACCCUCGCUUCAUCUCUGGUGAUAUCAGCACCAACUUCCUGCCAGAGGUUUACCCCGAUGGCUUCAAAGGUUACCAGCUCCAGAGGGAAAAAUGCAGGGAGCUCUUGGCUUCAGCAGCAGCGAUCCACGUCACUGCACAGCUCCGUUCACAGAGGGUCUUGGGCAACCUAAGGGUGUCCUCCACCCCUGUGGAAUGUACCAAGUGGGAAUUGUGCAUAGAGCUGGGGGACAGAUGCUAUUCAGUGGAGGUUACAAAGUCAGGAAAUUCUUUUAAUGUGGAGGUUGAUGGAGGAAGAGUAGAAGUCAAAGGAGACUGGAACCUGGCGUCCCCAUUGCUGCCACUCACCAUAAAUGGUGCCCAAAGAAUGCUUCAGUGUUUGUCCAGAGAUGCUUCAGGAAACAUUGUCCUACAGUUCCUCGGAACAUCGUUCAAGGUUCGUGUUCUAUCCAAGUUGGCAGCAGAGUUGAACUCCUUCAUGCCGGAGAAAAUCCCAGAAGAUACCAGCAGCAUUUUGCGUUCACCAAUGCCAGGCACAGUGGUAGCUGUGUCUGUCAAACCUGGGGAUACGGUUGCAGAGGGUCAGGAGAUCUGUGUGAUUGAAGCCAUGAAGAUGCAGAACAGUUUGACUGCUGUCAGGCAAGCAAAGGUCAAGAGUGUCCACUGUAGGCAGGGGGAGACGGUGGGGGAGGGAGACCUUCUGGUGGAGCUGGAGUAAGACAACCUGUGGCCUUCGAUGUGUGACGGGAUGAGCUGAAGGAGAAGACCCAAGAGGAUGAUGUUUUCCUUUUCCUUUUAGUCAGCGGUCAGACUCCACACAGACCCCCAGCAGAGUUGAGUCUCCCUGAUGGUGACUCAGAGCUCAGCUGUAUCAGCUGUUUUAUGUGUCUUCUCUAUAGAUUUCUGUAUAUUGCUUGGUUUGAAGCCAAUAUCUCAGACUCUUUCUGUGGUGCUUUAUUUUGUUGAUUUUAGUUCAGCUAACACACAUUUUGAAAAAUGUAUUAAACCAUGAUGGGUUUGGGCUUUGUGGGUAGUUUUAUGAUGUAAACAUAGGAAAUAUCCUCCAGUGCAAUGCAAUUACACACAUCCUUUUUUCUUCAUUUUACUGUGACUAACGGUUUUUUUUUUUCUGAACAGCCUUCAGUAGCCUUCUUGAUAUGUAAAUAAAAAUAAAAG